Messenger RNA from Cygnus olor (mute swan), 4732 nucleotides. RefSeq names its product adhesion G protein-coupled receptor F4-like. The coding region runs from base 1775 to 3814 and encodes 679 amino acids. Gene Ontology annotation, biological process: cell surface receptor signaling pathway; G protein-coupled receptor signaling pathway. The record is from RefSeq and is a predicted model, not a curated record. Gene Ontology annotation, cellular component: membrane. Gene Ontology annotation, molecular function: G protein-coupled receptor activity. The transcript is spliced from 9 exons. Lineage: Eukaryota; Metazoa; Chordata; Aves; Anseriformes; Anatidae.
UUAACGUAUUGCAAGGUUUGAUUUUUGAAUUGUUUAGCAAAGCACAUGGUGAACUUUAAUGAAUAGAAGGCAUUUAUUUAAAGUCAUAAUUUAGCAGAAGUCUCUCAUCUUUUUCCAAAGGAAAUGAUGAAAACAGGUUUUUGUAGCUGCCUUACUUUUGUCUGUUACUAAAGUUCUCUAAGAUGUUCCUGAUUGCUUUCUCAGAGCAGUGUCAAAACAGCUGCUCAUCUAUCUUGGGAAACUGGGUUUUGCAAGAGCUGAAAAGACAAACCACUCCCUUUGGGAUGCCCAGGCACAUACCUCCCAUCUUGAAAAUCCAAACAGCCUCGACCAACUUGUGAAGCGUGAGACUGAUGCUGCUCAUUCAACGUUCAGAGCACUUGCCCUGGUUGUGGAAGGUCAUGAUCUGAGUGUCUUUCUAAGCCUCAGGGAGCACAGACUUAUACCUCUUUGUUUCUGGGAGAAGUGUGCACGUAUGUCUGUGCUGGAAUGUCAGCCUUCGUGUCUUUCAGAGGACAGGUGCUUAGGUUGAGGGGGGUUGAGAAUUGAGGGGUGUUCAGUUGUCACCACAGCAAAGGUUCUGGGUGCAUGUAGAAGGAUAACUCCAGGUACCAAGAAACAGUGUCUUAAAAACUUGCCCAUACUUUGAUGUGAUCUGGUAUUCACCCCUUUACUUUUGACUUAAAGGCGAGCUAAGGAGCCACCUUUUAAUUCUUCUUUACCUGGUACUGUAUCAAGUGCAAAUCAUUUAACAUCCCCAGGUCGGUUAUGUUGGCUGUUUAAUUGUGCUUGGCUUAAUUCCCACUUGAUACCAACACGAGAUGCAAUGCUGUCUGUAUCAAAACAGCACAAUAAAUCAUGCGUACCUCUGGGCUAAAAUGAGACCUGUCUUGUGGCUGAUGAUUGGCUUAAGUUGUGGUAGCAAACAAAAUAACUUGGAAGCCCUAAAAACUCAUGACAAACAUAUUGCAGGAUUGAAGAACUUUUUUUUUUUUUUUUUUGGCCGAAGUUCAUCUGAAACAGUCCCGUGGGUAGAGCAGUGGGAAGUGGGCUUUGUUAUGAGAAACUGCAUGCUGUACAUUACUGGCUAUUGGCAAUCCUCAGAAAAGCAGUAAUGAUGGUGAGCCAAUAUUAAGAGAGCUAACGCUGAACAUGGCACAAACUUCAGCAGGCAACUGUAGCCCCCUCUCUGUGCAGUCCAUAAGGAAAAGAUCACUUGGUCACAGCUUUUUAGCUGCACAGAGUAUUAUCAGUAGUGUCAUUUUUGAUGUACGAAGCAUAAUGCAUUAACUUGGCUAAGUUUUGAUUGUGAAUUCUUUUCAUCUUUGAAGACUGAAGAUCUGAAGACCUGUUAAAUACAGCAGAGCAGACGGUGCCUCCUCCUCUGGGAUGGAAGGUGCAAACCACACAGGCAUGACUCACUUGUGAGGACUCCUGACAGGUGGCAAUCCAGCAGUUUUGUGGGCGUUUGCAACUUGUUUUGGCAUUUUUCAGUGCAAUACCUUUAUCGUCAUCUGCAGGUUCCUCGCUGUUGAUCCAGUCAGACAAGAAAAAAAGCAGGCCGAUGCCAAAGGUUAUUUCCUCAUGGGGAUGAAUGAAUCAGAGCAAAGAAGCAACUCUGGGUAAGACCAUAAUAGCGAGACUGGGGCAAGAUGGCGGCAGAUGAGUGGUUGGAUGCUAACCCGUCAUAUCUGGAGGAUCUCUGGCUCUGUUAAUUUUGCUUACAGUUUAACCCAGACUUCUGAAAACGGAGAAAAGCAGUAAAUGCGAGGCAAUGGAUGUGAGGGUGGCCCACUGCCUGCUCCUUUGGGCUGUGCACUUCUUCCCGGCUGCACCACGCGUUGCUCCCAGGGUUCUCAGCAAGGAGUCAAAGACUGGUAAUCUGCAAGAUGGGUGUAGAAAUCUGAUUCCCUGUGAAGUUAGUGGAGCUAUCUGUAUUCAGCCUUGUUCUCCCUCCUUCCAUGGAGAGAUGAGUUUUGUCUGCAAAGAUAGAAAGUGGCAAAUGUUCAUAGAUGCCUGUGCAAAUCUGGAUGUUCAGUCACUUUUUCAGAGGAUUUCUGAACGUGAACCUCUUCCAAGUUCUGGAGGACAUGUUAGUGUUGCUGGAGGACACCUGCCCUUUGUAGGAGCAGGAAAGCCAGUGCACGGGAAGCCAGGAGAUGAAGCAAAACAUUUUGGUGCUGAUGACCAUGGGAAUAGCAACUGCCAAGCUGAUUUUUCAUGCAUCAUCCCAGAUAUCCUGUCUUCACCAGCAAUUCCAGGAAACAUUGCUGAUAUAGUGGAAUUGCUACAGAAUAUUUCCCUGAUGUUGUCAGAAAAUGUCAAUAGAGGAAAAAUGCAGAGUUACAGCAGGAUAGCAAACCAUAUUCUGAACAGCUCCAUCAUUUCCAACUGGGCUUUUGUCAGAGACAGAAAUGCCAGUUCAACAUUACUGGACUCAGUGAACUUAUUUGCUGGGAAACUUCUUCUAAGGAAUGGGUCGGAAAGUAUACAGGAACACUUCAUCUCUACUAAAGGCUACAGCAUAUAUAAAAAUACUUCAGGGAAGAACUUUGAUUUUUCUAUGGAGUUGAAUAAGACAAGCAAUAUAAGUGGGCACGUGGUCAUUCCAGAAGAAGAACUUUUGAAGUUACCUAAGACUUCCAAAGCAAUCAGCAUUGCAUUUCCCACACUUGGAGCCAUUAUAGAAACCAGCCGCUUGGACCCUGUUUUUGUGAACGGAAUGGUUUUAUCUGUGUCUCUUCCAGAAGAGCUUCAGCAUAUUUUGCUCACCUUUGAAAAGGUGAAUAAACUGGAGAAUGUCAAGGCUCAGUGCGUUGGAUGGCACUCUGCUGAGAGGAGAUGGGAUAGCAAGGCAUGUAAAAUGAAGUCAGACAACAUCAGCAGUGUUGUUUGUAUGUGCAAGCACCACCGCCGGACGUUCAAAUCCUUCUCCAUUUUGAUGUCCCCCACCAUGCUGCGAAAUGUGGUGUUGGAUUACAUUACAUGUGUGGGGUUAGGCCUUUCUAUUUUCAGCUUGGUUCUGUGCCUUACCAUUGAGACUGUUGUCUGGCAUCACGUUACAAAAACUGAGAUAACCUACAUGCGCCAUUUUUGUUUGGUGAACAUAGCUACGUCACUUCUUACUGCUGAUAUUUUAUUCAUUGUAGCAGCUAUUGUGCACAACACAGCCCUGAACUACCGGCUGUGUGUAGCAGCCACUUUUUUCCUUCACUUUUUCUAUCUUGCCUUGUUUUUUUGGAUGUUUACCCUGGGUCUCUUGAUUCUCUAUGGAUUGUUAUUAGUUUUUUUUACGAUAACAAGAUCUGCGUUCAUAGCUACAGCAUUCUCUAUUGGAUAUGGAUGUCCAUUGCUCAUAUCUAUCCUCACUGUUGCUAUUACUGAACCUAAAAAUGGAUAUUUAAGGAGUGGAGCCUGCUGGCUCAACUGGUAUGAGACGAAAGCCCUUUUGGCCUUUGUCGUACCUGCUCUGGGCAUCAUUGUUGUCAAUUUGGCAGUGGUGGUGGUGGUUGUGGUGAAGAUGGGAAGACCCUCUAUUGGAGAUGGCUGCAAGUCACAAGAUUUGAGCAACAUGAUCCGAAUUAGCAAAAACGUUGCCCUUUUGACACCUCUUCUGGGCCUCACCUGGGGGUUUGGAUUAGCAAUAAUCAUUGAUAGUCACUCUCUGGCAUUCCAUGUUACGUUCGCACUACUGAACGCCUUCCAGGGAUUCUUCAUCCUGUUGUUUGGGACACUUCUGGACAGAAAGACCAGAGAAGCCUUAAAGAAAAACUGCCUUUCAUCAAAGCGGAAGUGUAGUCUAGCAAAGUCCUAGCAGUGGACGGUUGUCUUCAGUGGAUCUGACCGGUGAGAGGACAAGGAGCAACUCUUGCAGGGAAAUUCUGGUUUGAGAUGAGCCUUAGUGGUGACCAGUUCAGAGUGUGGACAGCACUUUCUUGGAGCAUGACCACAGGAAGCAUCGUGAAAACCAGAAGAGAAAAGGUCCUGAACCUGCUGUCAGGAGCAAGAAACCAUCAGCGUUGCUGCAACCCUCAGAGAAAGCACAGUGACAUGUAAAAGUUGUUUCUCACCUUUGUGAAAACUGCUGUGAGGAGAGUUUGUCCUCAUUUGCCAUUUCAGUGCUUCAAGUUCUUCCUGUUUUGUUUUUUUUCCACAUCAGUGCAAUAAGGAGCUGUACAGCAUGUGAGGCUGUUCGAACAUUUGUACAUCACAUUAAAAAUGAAAUAACUUUGAGUGUUAUAUAGCUAUUUUUGUUUGUCCUUGACCACAAGUAAUUCUGUUAGGUGGGCACUGUAUUCAUCCGAUGUCUGUACUUUCAGGCUGAGGGAUAGCAUAACUCUGUUUCUGUGUUACAGCUCUGUUCUCCAUCUCAGUACCUCUAUGUCAGAGGAAAUGUAGAAAACAUUUUUUUUUAGUCUUUCAGGACAGAAUUUGCAUUCCUUUUCUAGUCCUGCAACAAACGGACAGAUGAAGAAGGAAAAGCCCUCUGCAAAUAUCUAGCUUCCCUCUUUAGAUGUGGGAAAGCAAGCUUUGAAUAUGAUUCGGAGUUGAAUCAGGUAGAUGGAGAUCUCCCAUAUCACAUGUGGUGUACUAACCAAGGAAACAGUUUAUCCAUAGAUGAUUGUAUAUCUGGUUUUAUUAGAAAGAAAUAAAAGUCCUUGGAAAGAAACCUUUAAUAAUGAAGACUUUGACAGAAAUGUUGUUGUCUCUUGUCAGGACAAGUUGAUGCUUC